Messenger RNA from Suillus clintonianus, 1402 nucleotides. RefSeq names its product kinase-like domain-containing protein. The transcript is spliced from 5 exons. Lineage: Eukaryota; Fungi; Basidiomycota; Agaricomycetes; Boletales; Suillaceae. The coding region runs from base 37 to 1224 and encodes 395 amino acids. Gene Ontology annotation, molecular function: protein kinase activity; ATP binding. The record is from RefSeq and is a predicted model, not a curated record. Gene Ontology annotation, biological process: protein phosphorylation.
GCUGUAUACAGCAGUGUAUCGGCUUCGUUUCAUCCCAUGGGUUUCUUUGCUCUGUUCGACAAAAAGCUUCGAGCUCAGAAAAAGGCAGAGGAGGCCGAGGAGUCCAGACUCGAAUUUGAGCGAAUUCGCCGUGCCCUCGGUGCAACGAUCGCCUUUCCCGGUGGCCUUAGUCAGGAUGAGAUUUGGUGGAGGGAUCACUUUCUGUGGUUGAAGGACGUCGGAUAUCAAUUGCGUUCGCGCCAUGCUCCGGACUGGGUUCCUUCGUGGCAAGGCACAGAUAAAUAUUAUGCUCUGUGCGAGGAUAGUUGGCAUAUAUAUGCCACGCAAGUCGUCAGUGCAACGCGAACGUCUGACGGAGCACAAGUCGUUUUGAAACGGAUUCAGCCAUCUGAUCAUCCGCAUGAGGUUGAAGUGGGCCAGUUUCUUGCAUCUGAACCCCUCAGGGAGCAACGCGAAAACCAUUGCGUCCAAUUGCUCGAUGUGUUACAAGUGCCAGAUGAAACGGAUGUAACCAUUUUGGUAUUACCACUGCUUCGUCCCUUCGACAAUCCUCCAUUUGAAACAAUCGGCGAAAUCAUCGACUUUGCUCUUCAAGUUUUCGAAGGCUUGCAAUUCAUGCAUAAGCACCACGUAGCCCAUCGUGACUGCAUGAACUUGAACAUCAUGAUGGAUCCAAUGCAGAUGUACCCGCAUCCAUUUCAUCCAUGCAGGCCCUCUAGACGUUUGGAUGGGAACGGACGGGCGAAACACCGUUCACGUACAGAGUGCCAUCCGCGAUACCUAUUUAUUGAUUUUGGAAUCUCUCGACGUUAUCCAGCCUCGGAGAGCGCUCCUCUAGAGCCUCCGAUUUGGGGAGGGUAUAAGGGCGUGCCAGAGUUUCAGACGUCUGAUGAACCAUGUAACCCGUUUCCGACGGACGUAUGGUAUCUGGGCUUCGCUCUGCAACAACAGCUUCUUAAUGUUUAUCGCGGCUUGGGUUUUAUGGAACCUAUGAUUUCGGAUAUGUUGCAAACUGAUCCUUCCAAGCGGCCAACCAUGGAUGAGGUUAUGUCUCGCUUUGUUCCAACAUACAACGCAUUGAGCCCGUGGAAAUUACGCUCCAGGGCAGUCAUGAAGGAGGAAUGGAUUAUUACGCGACCUUUCCGUGAUCUCAUCCAUUGGUUGCGCUGUCUCCGGUUUUUAUGGCGACGCCUCCCUGCUAUACCAUCAUCACUCACUAUGUAAUUUCGGUCACAUGCAUGCUCUCGCUGCUUUGCAAACUGUGGUUGUUUACUAGUAUAAUUAUCUACGAUGUCAUUCACGGGGUCAGGCUUGCCAGUGAUCAGAGAUGUUUUGUUUUGAGUCAACGGUCGCUAAUACAUGCAAUAUCCACUACUAUUAUAAUACAUUCCAUGCUCACAUU